This is a messenger RNA of Dermacentor albipictus, 1694 nucleotides long. Lineage: Eukaryota; Metazoa; Arthropoda; Arachnida; Ixodida; Ixodidae. The record is from RefSeq and is a predicted model, not a curated record.
UCGGCUCCCGCUUCGAUCAAUGUUCUUGCGCCGAAUUGUUGUGCCACCCCUGAGAACCUGGUGGCGAUCGACGCGUCGUAUCACAAGGAUUACGUGGAUGCCCAUUUUUUGCCGGUGGGUCCAUUUUUCGCUUCGUUGGAAACUGUUUUCUGCGUGCCACGUAGAAAAGGUGCCAGCCCCUGGCUCGCGCUGUAGGCCUAGGCCUCACGCGCACGACGGAGUGUAGGCAUGGCCUCCGGCUCAGCUGUUGAAGGCAUGGAGAUCACCCCGGAGGAAGAUAUCGGAUGGAUGACAGCCAUCACUCGCCGAAGGAGACGCGCAUUAGCCGCUGGCGGGAAAUCCGUGGCUAUAAAGGAUACCAACCAUGGCGGGAAAGGUAGUCGCCGCACGGCCACCUCGCAGAACGUGCUUAAGCGCGUCGCUACCGCCUCUAGGAUCCCGAUGCUACCGAGGGAUCACAUCAAGAUAAUUGUCCGCCCCCGUGGCGGCCUCGACGUUAAAAAGUUCAGCCUGGUGCAUCUCUCCAGAGCGCUGGCCAUGGCAGCAGCCUUAGCGCCGGAAGACACGACGGAGGACACGUACUGUCCGAACGGCUGUCAGAACAUCUUGGUGGUAUCGACUCCGCGGGAAGAAAACGCAAGAGCUUACGCCAAGGUACGCAAGAUCCAUACGAGGGAUGGACCCUUCGAAGUGGCGGCCUACACCGCAGCAGGAGAAGAUACAUGUAAGGGUGUUGUUCGCGGUAUCGACCUGGACAUUAGCGACGCGGAACUGAAAACCCUUUUCGUCAAUCACCGAAAUCCGGGCCUCGUCGAGGUACGUCGGAUCAAGCAGACUACAACGGUGGUGGUACUUUUUGAAGGACAAAGAGUGCCAAACCACGUUAUUUGUGGUAACGUACUCAUGCCCUGUUAUCUCUACCGACGACAGAUAGAUGUGUGCUACGGCUGUGGUGAAAUCGGACAUAGAUCCGACGUGUGUCCCAAUCCGGCAAGUGUUAGAAAGUGUAGGGGCUGUGGAAUCACUUCCCCACCUGAAGACCAUCAUUGCGAUCCCAAGUGCGCUAUUUGCGGUGGCGCACACCCAACUGGGGACCGAAAAUGCAGCCGAAGAUUCCAGAUGCCUUACAUUGUGAGGCAAAGGCGUCGUAGGCGCCAACGACAGCAAGCACGCUGUACACAGGUGGCCGAAGACAUUGAAGACAGCAACAAUUCCCAGCGCAAAGGGGUCAUGCUAGAAAACGACGCCAACUUGCGCUCUCGCACGAGAGGACGCUCCAGCUCACGAGGGCGCUCCCGCUCCAGGGGGCGUUCUCGAUCCAGAGGACAACCCAGCUCUGGAGAAUCUUCUGGUGUUGACCCGCAACCCCGAGGACCUGGGUCAAGAUCGAGGUCCCGUUCACAGUCGACCCCAAGAGCAACCUGGGCCGAUCGAGUCAAGAACGGAGGCCUUGGGAAACCAGCACAACCGACAAGGGCAAGGUCCAGGAGUACUAAUGUGAGGAGGACUGGAGUCGGCGCAUAUCCAGCGAUGUCCUCCAAGAUCAACUCCUGGCCGUCCGGAGAGCUCACGACAUCGGGAAAGCCUUUGGCCUACCGGUGCCUACGUGGGCGGAGCCACCAACAUAGCCCGGGGGCUUGUGCCCUCGGACCCUAGUUUCUCUGGACUAAAAUAAAGUUCUUGCCAUGCCAUGC